GCAGCUUCCGCCCGUACAAUCUGUCUCAGCAUCAGCAUCUCAGAGAUUUGGAAAACGAGUAUCUGGAAUUAUCCCUAAAAAUCAACAGCACAUCUGUACAGUUAUGGCGACAGGGAGAGUUGGUCCACGAGCAGCACGGCGCCCCCGCCACGAUCGACAACCUGUUGAACCCGCAGUCGGGUGUCCACCUCCUGGUUCUGCACGAGACUUUUGGCCACGUCAUAUCCGCGCGGCAGUUCUUCACGCAACAGCCCGCGGAGCACCGGCGUUUCGUGCAAGGGCUGGCGUCCGUGCAAUCCGGGAGAAGGACGUCGGGACUGUGGCAGAGGCGGUGUCUGUGCGGCGAGGCCUGGCGUAUCCUUCUCGCGAAAUCUGGGUCACUGGACAUGUGGCUAAGACACCGCCGCGUGUGCGAUGCGAGUGGUACACGAGACCUGAUUUACGACGACAAAUGACCUUUUGUGAAAAGUAUGACGGGUACGGUGACCUCUGUUCAUGUGAUGACCCCUUCUUCCCGGAGGUUAGAAAGGUCCAGGACGCCAUUCCGAUUCGCGAAACCAUCCCAGUCGUGGUAGUAACAGCUAACAAGCCCUACCAUCUGUUCAGGUUACUCCGCCAACUCUUCACCGUGCCCGGGUCGUGGCAAACCCCUGUGCUCAUAGUCGUCGACGGAGCCCACGGAGAGACCAUCGCCUUGGCUGAGGUGCUGAAGCUUCCCGUCGCCGUCCACGCCCCCGAAAGCGCUGGAAACGAGCGUACGAACGCGAACAUCCGCUUCGCUCUGCACUCCGUUUUCGCUCGCUUUUCGACGGCGGACAAAGCUAUUCUGCUCGAGGACGAUUUGAUUCUUUCGCCCGAUAUACUGAGGUACUUCCAACAGACAUCCCGAAUCUUAGACAUCGACCCCACAGUCUUCUGCGUCAACGCCUUCAGCAGUAAUAGCUACAAGGACACGGCAAGCGAUCCUCGAAAGCUGCUGAGGGCGCGGAACCUACCCCAUGUACGGCUGGAUGGUGACUGGGAUUUCUGGCUCACCUGGGAAGACUUACGGAAAAACCGAGACAUCGUGUUUCCGGAACUGUCUCGAACCUUCCACGCGGGUUCAGCGGGGGUUCACGUCACGGGGUUCGAGCAGGAGUCUGUGUUCAAUCGCAUGAUCUUCAAUCAAGAGCGUGAGGUGGAGCUGGAAGAUGUUCGCGAAGUCGUCAGGGAGAGGUACGACGAGCGCUUGACCUUUGACCUGAAACGAGCCCUCGAGCUGACCCCGCCGAUGGACGUCUGCAGCAUGACCUGGGUUCCUCGCGCCUCGUCCGUUCCCGUGUCGGUCUACGUCUACGCAGAGAAUACGAACGAUAAACACUGGGGUUAUCGGCUCUUCCUUUCGUGCUUCCUGACGUUCGACGAAAAUACCCAUGAGAUCUACAAAGGUGUCAUACGCCUCAGGUGGCAUGGCACUGUCGUCUACCUGGUGGGCUGUCCUGCGUCACCCUUUUGCCGCCACCUGAGGACGGGCCGGCUGACCAAGCCCUCUCGCGACGACCUGAGGCGCGCGGCCUCACACAGAGACAACUGGGAGCAAACUUUCUUCGAGAAGAAUCCGAGGCUCUACCGCGUCAGCUCCGCCCCCCUCGACCGCGUGCUUAAUCUCACCAACAUCCUCUGGAACGAGGACUAGCUUCACCGUGUUCUGCGGAGGUUUAAGAGGGUUUUAGGGAUUUUCUUUUUAUAAAAAGAAUAGGUGAAUAUUAAUUGCAUUGCUAGUCUCCUUCUCAGUCC
Penaeus monodon (black tiger shrimp) is the source of this 1776-nucleotide messenger RNA. Its product is annotated as protein O-linked-mannose beta-1,2-N-acetylglucosaminyltransferase 1-like. The record is from RefSeq and is a predicted model, not a curated record. Gene Ontology annotation, molecular function: beta-1,3-galactosyl-O-glycosyl-glycoprotein beta-1,3-N-acetylglucosaminyltransferase activity. NCBI's taxonomy places the organism in Eukaryota, Metazoa, Arthropoda, Malacostraca, Decapoda, Penaeidae. Gene Ontology annotation, biological process: protein O-linked glycosylation via N-acetylgalactosamine. Gene Ontology annotation, cellular component: Golgi membrane.